Chenopodium quinoa (quinoa) is the source of this 988-nucleotide messenger RNA. RefSeq lists its product as uncharacterized. The coding region runs from base 272 to 694 and encodes 140 amino acids. Lineage: Eukaryota; Viridiplantae; Streptophyta; Magnoliopsida; Caryophyllales; Amaranthaceae. The transcript has 2 exons. The record is from RefSeq and is a predicted model, not a curated record.
UAAUACUUUUAAAAAACACGGAGGCAGUACGUAAAUAAUGUAAUACGGAGUAUUAAAAAAAUAUAAAGGGCCAAGAUACGAGAAUGUAAGGUUUCCUUCCAAUCCCCAUUUCUCUCCCCAAAAUCCCCUUCUCUCUUCUUUCCCCCGCCACCCCUCUUUGCCUUUUUCUCUCUCCUUUCAUCCUUUCUACACAAAAACCUUCAUCAAAUUCCAUAAAUCUCUCAACAAUAAACCAAAUCAAAAUCACAGACAAAAUCAAUCAACCAAAAAAAUGCAUAGAUCAUCGAGCAAUACAAGAGUAGCAGAUGAAUAUUACAGAAAUUCAUCUUCCUUCUUUUCAUCUUCUCCAUUACCAAUCGAUGGUGAUGCAAAUGGGAAUACCAAUGCAAAUCUUCCAGUUUAUAAUCCUGGAUCUCACCCCGCUAAGAAGGAGAAAUCUCGCCUUAGAUCCGCUGAAAAUGCUAUUCAUCUUAUCCCUCUUGUUCUUCUUCUUUGUGCUGUAAUCCUUUGGUUUUUCUCUAACCCAGUUGACGUUAUAAGUAACAAGCCUGGUUCGAUUGCUGCAAGAAUUGAAGGUUUGCAGGCUGCUGGGGCUGUUGGCAUUGAUGGCACUCAGAACACUGUGCACUUGGAGCUUGAAGAACAUGAUUUGUUGCACCAGCAUCGGACAAUUGAUAAAAAUCACUCAAUAUGAAUUCAGACGGAUAAAGCUGUUGCGCUCUUUUCACUCAUGGAGAUCUGUAGAACCAACUGAAGCUCUGUUUGGUUGAGGCAAGCAUCCAUCCUUUUAAAUUCUUCGACCAGAAGAUAGUUAGAGAGAUGCAGAGUAGAAUCAAAUAUGUUUAGAUGAGAGUUUCUGUGAUCAGCUACUCUUUCUAAUAUUGCAGCUGAGAGUAUAGGUUAUAUACAUAUGUAGGUGGAAGAUUAAAUGUAUAAAUUUAUGGUAAAGAGCUUAUUAUAGCUCGUAUAAUAUUUAUAUUAUUGUUGA